Molecule: messenger RNA, 4213 nt
Organism: Pogona vitticeps (central bearded dragon)
Lineage: Eukaryota; Metazoa; Chordata; Lepidosauria; Squamata; Agamidae
Gene: ZYG11B
Product: zyg-11 family member B, cell cycle regulator
Cellular component (GO): Cul2-RING ubiquitin ligase complex
Source: RefSeq, a predicted model, not a curated record
UGAACGCGUCUCCUUUAAGGGAAGCCGCAGCUAGGCUGUGUGGGUGUUUUGGUGGGGUGUGUGUGUGUUUAACGCCGGCUGACCUGAGAUAAAUUCACUUCCAGGUCGAGGGUGACAGCUAGGCUGGGGGGCCCCGGCUUGCUCCUGCACGGUGGUCGGGGCCCGCCCCGCGACUGCAGCCGCCGAAGGAGGAGGAAAGGACGAGGGGCGAGGAGUCCCCGGUGCAGAAAUGGAAGAGGCUUCACCAUAUUCUCUGCUUGACAUCUGUUUGAAUUACUUAACAUCUGAUCUAGAGAAGUUCUGUACAGAAAGGCAAGAUGGGACGUUAUGUUUGCAAGAGCCUGGGAUAUUUCCACAGGAAGUGGCUGACCGAUUAUUGCGGACCAUGGCGUUUCAUGGACUGCUGAAUGAAGCUACUGUGGGUAUUUUUCGAGGCAACCAGAUGCGUUUAAAAAGGGCUUGUAUCCGCAAAGCCAAAAUCUCUGCGGUUGCUUUUCGGAAAGCAUUCUGCCAUCAUAAGCUGGUGGAGCUCGAUGCUACGGGAGUGAAUGCAGAUAUUACAAUCACAGAUAUCAUCAGUGGACUUGCCAGCAAUAAAUGGAUCCAACAAAACCUUCAAUGCCUUGUGCUGAACUCAUUAACUCUUUCCUUGGAAGAUCCUUAUGAAAGGUGCUUUAGCCAGCUGACUGGUCUUCGGGCUUUGAGCAUUACCAAUGUUCUCUUUUACAAUGAAGAUCUAGCUGAUGUGGCUUCCCUUCCGAGAUUAGAAAGCUUGGAUAUAUCCAACACCUCAGUCACUGACAUAACUGCACUCCUUGCCUGCAAGGAUCGCCUCAAGUCUCUUACCAUGCAUCACCUGAAAUGCUUGAAAAUGACGACCACUCAAAUUUUGGAUGUCAUCAGAGAGUUAAAGUUCCUGAAUCAUCUUGAUAUUUCAGAUGACAAGCAGUUCACAUCUGAUAUUGCACUUCGUUUGUUAGAGCAGAAAGACAUAUUGCCCAAUCUUGUGUCCUUGGACAUUUCGGGGAGGAAACAUGUUACUGAUGAGGCAGUAGAAGCAUUUGUGAAACAGCGACCCUCCAUGCAGUUUGUGGGGCUGCUAGCCACUGAUGCUGGCUACUCAUUAUUUCUCACCGGAGAAGGAAACUUGAAGGUAUCUGGAGAAGCAAAUGAAACUCAGAUUUCUGAAGCUCUGAAGCGUUACAGUGAGCGGGCGUUCUUUGUGAGGGAGGCACUUUUUCAUCUCUUCAGCCUUACCCAUAUUAUGGAGAAAACAAAACCAGAAAUUCUAAAGCUAGUAGUUACUGGGAUGAGAAAUCACCCCAUGAACCUGCCAGUGCAAUUAGCAGCCAGUGCCUGUGUGUUUAACUUGACAAAACAAGAUUUAGCUGUAGGCAUGCCUGUUAGGCUUUUGGCAGAUGUCACUCAUUUGCUCUUGAAGGCCAUGGAGCAUUUUCCCAAUCAUCAGCAGCUGCAGAAGAACUGCCUUUUGUCAUUGUGCAGUGAUAGGAUACUGCAGGACGUUCCAUUUAACAGGUUUGAAGCAGCUAAAUUGGUUAUGCAAUGGCUAUGCAACCAUGAAGAUCAAAAUAUGCAGAGAAUGGCAGUGGCAAUCAUCUCCAUUCUCGCUGCAAAGCUUUCAACAGAACAAACAGCUCAACUUGGUGCAGAGCUCUUCAUUGUCAGGCAACUACUUCAGAUUGUAAAGCAAAAAACAAAUCAGAAUGUAGUGGACACUACACUUAAGUUUACACUGAGUGCACUUUGGAAUCUUACGGAUGAGUCCCCAACCACAUGUCGGCACUUUAUUGAAAACCAAGGGCUAGAGCUCUUCAUGAAGGUCUUGGAGUCUUUUCCGUCUGAGUCUUCUAUCCAGCAGAAAGUUCUUGGCCUUCUGAACAACAUAGCAGAGGUGAAAGAGCUCCAUUCAGAGCUUAUGUGGAAAGACUUCAUAGACCACAUCAGCAAGCUGUUGCACAGUGUUGAGGUGGAAGUCAGUUACUUUGCAGCUGGAAUUAUUGCUCAUUUGAUAUCACGAGGAGAACAAGCCUGGACAUUGAGCCGCAGUCAGAGAAACUCACUCCUAGAAGAGCUGCAUUCUGCCAUUUUGAACUGGCCUACACCAGAAUGUGAAAUGGUGGCAUACAGGUCAUUCAAUCCUUUUUUCCCUUUGCUUGGCUGCUUCAUGACUCCAGGAGUACAGCUGUGGGCAGUGUGGGCAAUGCAACAUGUCUGCAGUAAAAAUCCUGCCAGGUACUGCAGUAUGUUAAUUGAAGAAGGUGGAUUGCACCACUUGUUUAAUAUCAAAGAAAACAGCCAGACUGAUCCAGAUGUCCAACGAAUUGCUAACUCAAUUUUAGAUAGUUUAGAAAAACAUAUUUUGCGGCAUGGGCGGCCACCUCCUUGUUAAAAACCAGACAAAUUUAAAGGAAACACUAAAUAACAGGGAAUAUGUGUAUAAAUUAUCCUCUAAUAAUCCUUUGCAAAGUGUCUGUAGUUGGAAUAACUUUGGUUACAAUGAUCACCAUUAAAACGUUUUGCCAGCUGAUGUGGAAGCACACACAACUCAUGGCUGGCAAAUGUUGUAUUUAAUGGUCUCUGCCAUUAAGGGUUUUCAUGAGGAUCUAGGAUGCAUUCUUAAACUGGUCAUGUCGAAUCGCCUUUGCUUGUAUGAAAAAAUGAAGACUACCAUUCAGAUGUACAUCCAAAAUGGAACCUUUAGAAAUUCUGUUGAGUUCAAGUACAAGAAAUCAUUUCUGCUUGCUUCAUUCCUUCAGAAUAGUUGUGUUUAAAUAGAACUAUUCACCAACUCAGUAUUUGAAUAGAACUGUUUGUGCUUGUAACGUCAGCACUAUCGAGCUUGAAACAAUGUCAUGUAUCCACACAUUUAAACACAACAGGUUAUGAGUAAGGUGACCAGAGGCAUCUUGUUCCAUAGAGACUUUUUGAACCCCAUGUGGAGCUUUCUGAUUUGUCUGAUGUUUCACCCAUUAUUUCUAAAAAGAGCACCUGAAUUUUUAAUCAUAGUUUAAUUUUCCUAAUAUCCUAUGGUGGAAUUUGUUUGUAGGGAGAAACCUGGCUUCUGCUCCAAGGAGCCGAAGGCAUAUGAAGGAAAGGGGGAGUUGCAGUUCUUUCAAAAAGGAGAAGAAGAAAAAGAUCAAACAGUGCUUUGACACUUGUUAUGAUUAGAUAUGUGUUUAACAGAAGACUGGGAAAACUGUGGUUCUCUCCCCCAAAAGGACUGCUAAGUGUAGAAAGAGUUUGCUCAGUUUAUGGGAUUGUACAACAUGGAGGACCAUCUGAUCACCUUAUUUAUGACAGGCGAUCAAUUGCUUUGCUCUUUCUCGUAAAUACUUUGUCAGUAUUUGUGCAGUGAAGUUUAUGUGCAAGGCAACACAACUCUCAUCCAAUAUCUUAUGUAAAGUCUGGUGUAAAUUACAUCACUGUGUGGAGUAUUAAAGUUUUACAUAAAACUUUCCAUGGUUAAAAACUUCCUCUGGUGUGUAUCUAUUAAUAUUUUGUGGGGGCAAAAUAGAAUUCACAGAAGUACACAAAGACUGACAUAAAGUAGAACUGAUGUAAAGCAAACAAUGCCUUCAGUCAAACUUACUAUUUUGAAAGGAUUGCUCUACAAUUUGUUUCACAAUUUAAAAAUUUGCUGCCUUAUUACUAGGGGUCCCUGUGCUAGUAGCUUUGUACUACCAAUGGGAAUUAUCACUGCUAUAAUAGGAAUAAAAAACGGAUAUGCUUUUUUUAAAAAAACAGGAGUGGGUCAAGGUAUCUUUGCUGAAUUUCCAUAGCAGCAAAAUAUACAUUGGUGAAGAAAAUUAAAGAUUCCUAAAAUACUAUUAAUUGGAGGGAAUAGCCUUUUUAUUUCAUUACUUAAGUGACCAUGUAAAUACUGGGAUAACUAAGGAAGGAAAUGUGCUGUCAAUGAAUAUUAUUUAUUACAGUUAUAAGGUACUAUAAUCAGAAGUACAAAUAAUAACUGUCACUACUAGCAAAAUAACAAACAAGUUUGUUACACAUCUCUGUGUCUUAGUGAAUUUGUAUCUUCUUUCAGGAGGCAGUGUUCAAAUAGAGCAAAGUUAUAUUUAAUUAUCAGAGCCACACCGGUUUCCUCUGUGUUGGAUGUGUUGCUCCCUUAAGGCACAGCAGUAAAUAUUUCUUAUGCAAGUCAAUGUAUUAAAAAUAAAGUUAAUUUUACACAGGA